Parnassius apollo (apollo) is the source of this 568-nucleotide messenger RNA. The record is from the annotation of a GenBank genome assembly. Lineage: Eukaryota; Metazoa; Arthropoda; Insecta; Lepidoptera; Papilionidae.
GUACUCACUAUUCACCGACGACGUUAAAAGUAAAAGAAAGGAGAAACGUAGUGUCACGCUACAAGACGUUGGGGAAUCACCGGCGAACAUUUUACCGCCGUUAGUGUUACCACAUUUAAAGGUGGAGACCAAGAACGAUCUCCUCGCGCGCGGGCCUGAAUUUAAUGCACCUACUGCAGGAGACCUGCAUUUUUUUCACGAUAUUUCGCGUUAUACAAUAUUAGGCAUCUUUUGUAUGGCGUUGGGUUCGCCAUGGGCAUCCUCGUGGUACGUUUUUGUUGCGGUCACCUCCUUCAUCACCACACUAAUGUGGAGUUUUGUCUACUUGCUGAGUAUCAGAGAGGCGUUGAAGCUUCCCAUCAAUUGGGUUUUAUCUGAAUUGAUCAGUACGACCUUCGAGGCGUUCUUCUUCUUAAUAGCCUUCAUAGUGAUGUUCACAUCUGUAUAUGGAUCUUACGCGAAAAAUGUCGCUGCUGCUGUAUUUGGUUUAUUCAAUACCCUCGCAUAUGCUGGCAGUUCUUACCUGCUGUUCCAAGAGCACAGAGCAAGCUUAGCGGUGUCAUCGUGA